ACCUACUCGGGGGGCUCGCUUAUACGAAGGAGUCUAGGUUGUUCUAUUUUUUUGGUCAUUUUUGAGGUAGCCUUCUAUCAAUGUCUAGCAUUGUAUUGAUUGAUUUGACUUCUCUGGCAAACGGACAGUUAUGUCUCGAUUAAAAAACCUUCGAAUCGCACUUCCACCCUUCUCGCCGUCCAACAUUACCUCUGCGCCUGAGGCAUCUUGGGCGCCGGUUGGGCUAGGAAAGGAUGUCCUGCUCCGUGAACUGGAAACGCUCUACUGGGAGGGCGUUCGAGGAGAACUGGAGAACAUCAUCCGCACCUUGAACACUUGGCAAAAGCCCGACUUCUCCCACGUCAAGGUCGACGACGAGGAUGACGACUUCAUUCACAGGUUUAAUACAUUCAUCGAUCAGGUCACCGAAGAGUCGCGAGCAUUCGCUAUUCGAUAUGGAAAACUCAAAGAAAAGGAAAUGGAGCUGCGCCAAAAGAAGACAAAAAAUGCAACACCGACGCCCAACUACGCAGAGGCACUCGAGGAGCUUCUCAGAGAUCGCAAGACGGACUACGCUAGCUUCAAGCUGAGAGCCGAUGUCCGGCGCGCCAUUGAUGCUCUCCCAAGGCUAAGAGGCCUUCAACAACGAGCAUGGAUGUUGCUGCAGGCCACAGGGUUUCUCGACAUGGAAAAGUUGAUUGAGCACAGGCCGCCGCUAGACAAGCUUGGCUUCUGGAAGCGGCCUGCAAUACCUCAACUUGCCCUGUCCGAGUUCGACGAGUUGUGGAUCCCACGUCUCGAGCCUCUGCGCUGCAGCCGUCCGGAGUGCGGCAGCGUCAUUCGGGGAAGCAUGUUUGUCUCGACGGCUGCAUCUCCCAGACCCGACCAACAGAAAGUCCAGGUCGUCAUUUGCGAGGACUGCUACCGGUCCGUCCACUACGGCGACACAUCCUUCACCAAGUCUUACAAGCACUGCAUCCUCGCCGAAGCCAUCACACCACGCAUAAGUCGGGCUCUUUGCCGCUGCAAGACUGUCCGUCACUAUGAUGGUUCAGGGAAUGCAUUGGCCCUCUUUCCUGUACCCAAGGGCGCGUAUCAUCUUGAUGUCGGCGGGACGGGAACCGUUCAGUGCAGCCUCCUUAAGCUUGGUGAGAUAGUCGCUCUAGCCAAGUACAACGGACUGCAAUCCGUCGUGGGCAGCAACGGCAAAAGACUUGAACCUUUCAAGUUGCCCUCCUCGAUAGCAUCCAACGCUUCCAGUUCUCCCGAUAAAGACAGAGCUAGCCCAGGCGAAGAAGGCUCAGCUCCCAACAAGGCUUCGAAGCAAUGGACAUUCAAGCGACUCGAGACUAAGACGGAGAGCAGCCUCUCCGAUUCUGCGACCCGAGUUGCCGCUUCAGGCUCCACUACCGCUGUUACCGAAGCAACGGCUGAUGAAGACAUCCCCUUGUUCUUCAGGAGGUUCACGUCCAAAUACCCAUUCGGGAACGUACACAUGGCGCUAAGAGUUGGCCCACUGGUGAUCGAGAACGGAGUGGCCCACACCAAACGCGGCGCCCUCAUAACACUGCGGGAACCGCCCGUCUUCCAGGACCGGCUCCUAUUGUUCACACCUCGCACCCGCAGCCUCGCCGUAGGAGGAACCGCGGCGCGGGAGAUCUGGCAACAGGAUCGACCCCCGAUGGCCCAGAAACGUUACAAAGCCGUCAUGAAGCAGGUCGUUGGCACCCCAUUCACUGGAAUACUGCCACACGGGAAGGAAUUGGACAUCGUCAACGAUCUUCUAGCAGCAAGCCGCAAGCCCUUCGACGACCCGGGCCUGCCAGUCGCUGAGCAGCAAAAGCUCAUCUCCGAGGGUCUGGACCAGGUGUUGGGAAAACUGAAGACCCUGAUACACUCGCGAGUUAUGAUAUAUCUGGAGAGCAUUGCAGACCGGCUCCUUGACCCCAAUGUGAAACUGACCUGGAGUGCCACGGCCAACAACUGCCAGAGUUUCUGCAACGCCCUGAUCGACCCCAAGCUGUUUGGGCCUCUUGUCAGCACAAGUACACCAAAAACAGACGCCUCCCCUCUCUACGUCAUGAGCUUCGUCUGUCCCGACGAGGGCUACCUACAGCGGGGAGUGGCGACCAAGUACGACGUGCCGAGCGGGCUGACCGAGGAGUACCUCCUGCGCUUCCACUUUGGCCGACACGACGAGGCCGACAUGAUCGACACGCAGCAGGAGUACUGGUACGACUGGGGCGCCUUCGGCGGCCCUUUAUACAAAUACCAGGACCUCUUCCCCUGGGACUGCACCGAGGCCUACGGGCGCUACCCGACGCGCUGCGGCGCCUGCAACCUGGCCAAGCACGUCUGGGCCUUCCCUUUCGACGCCUGGUCCGUCACCGCCCUGCACCUGACUCGCGACCGGCACCUGUACGGACCCGCGCGCGUCGACCCCUCCCUCGCCGCCGCAGGCCCGGGGGCAACGCCCCAAACCUGGAUGCGCAACCGCCUGACGGUGCUCGCAGCCAACAGCAUCCUCUCGCGCGCGGCCGUCGCUAUGACUCGGACCCCGCGCUUCGCCCGCGCCACCGCCUGGCUGUUCAACCCAACUGAAGGCGGCCUGCUCGCCACUUACCCGGCCCUGGCACACGUCAAGCUCGGCGGAAUUCACCGCGCCCAGCCCUUCAGCCAUUACUUCGAGGCCGGAACCUACAGCCACUUCUUCCUAGCCGAGUGGGCUUUGCGGCCCCGACCAGAGCAGGUAGCGGCCUACGAGGAACUACGCGACGGACGUGUGCGCCUGCCAGACGUAGUGCGACCGGCGGGCGGGCGAUUCAGGACGUCCUCCAUAUCGCAGCGUGAUCGCGCGCACGGGUUCGCCGGGUUCCACGGCGCCGAGCUUGCAUCUAGAGCAAUGCUAGACGCGAUGGAUGCUGCUGCCGCUGACGCGACGUCCAUGGAUGCGAAUGGCGGGUGGUUGCUUGCGAACGCGCUGUUUACGGCUAGUGAUCUGGGUGCGAUGGAUUUGCCGGGUGCCGAGGGGCCGGCUUGUGCGGUCGGCUGUGGGUCGAGUUGCGGGAGCGGGUGUGGGAGCGCCUCGUGCGGAGGAGAUGCGGGAGGAUCUGGAAGUGCUUGCGGGGGGGCUAGCGGCUCAGCCUGUGGAGGAGGAGGCGGAGGAGGCUGUGGUGGAAGUGGAGGAGGAGGAUUUGGGGGUUUCGGAGGUUCUUGGUGACGAGCGUCAACCUCAGCAACUGGUGGCCGCUGCCAAUGGUAGGUCGCGUAACAGGUAGGCAGAUAUGGUCAUGCACGAAGCGUUGGGGCAGUGGUGAGAACCGUGACUUAUUGCGGCAUGUUGCGUUUCCGGCGUCAAUAGUGAUAGCGAAGGAGGCAAUGACACAAGGAGGAGUCCUUGAAGUUCAACUGUGUCUUGAAGGGAACAUGAUUGAUCCGACGCGUGAUACACUGCCUAGGCGCUCAGCUCCCGUUUU
Thermothielavioides terrestris NRRL 8126 is the source of this 3455-nucleotide messenger RNA. RefSeq lists its product as uncharacterized. Lineage: Eukaryota; Fungi; Ascomycota; Sordariomycetes; Sordariales; Chaetomiaceae. The record is from RefSeq and is a predicted model, not a curated record. The transcript has 6 exons. Bases 131 to 3199 code for a protein of 1022 amino acids.